Messenger RNA from Penicillium nucicola, 1524 nucleotides. Its product is annotated as arrestin (or S-antigen), N-terminal domain protein. NCBI's taxonomy places the organism in Eukaryota, Fungi, Ascomycota, Eurotiomycetes, Eurotiales, Aspergillaceae. The record is from RefSeq and is a predicted model, not a curated record. The coding region runs from base 1 to 1524 and encodes 507 amino acids. The transcript is spliced from 2 exons.
AUGUCGGCCACUUCCAUUAUCAGUUCGGGCUCUGAGACCCUGGAUGCGUGGACUCGUCGCUCGCCGCCCAAAGUCAUGAUUGACUUGGCUGGACAAAAGUCAGGCAUGGUCAAUUCAUACACCACGGGCGAAAGCAUUGAUGGGACGGUUACUAUCAGUAGUGACCAUGACACGCGUUUUGAUGAAAUUGAAAUCAUCUUUGAAGGCAUGUCGCGAACCACAGUGGAGCGUGCAUCAUGCCCCGGCCGUACAGGAUCUCAACAGAUGUUCCUCAAGUUGCGCCAACCGAUUGAUGAGACUGAAUAUCCCGCCCCUCGUAUGCUCGAGGCCGGCCGUUCAUACCAAUUUCCCUUCACCUUCGUUGUCCCAGAUCGCUUGCUUCCCCAGGUCUGCACGCACGCCAAGAGCAAUGCCCACAUUGAACAAUCCCACACUUUGCUCCCACCGACAUUGGGAGAUCCCAUGCUCGCCAGCAAUGGCAAGACACUAUUGGAUGAUAUGGCACCGGACAUGGCACAGAUUGCGUACAUUAUUCGUGUGGCCGUGCUGAAGAAGCAGCAAGUGGGAAACGCACUCAAGUCCCUCAGCACCGUGGCCAAGAAGAUCCGUGUGAUCCCAACUGUCGAUGAAGAGCCACCCGUGGAGAUUCCCCCCAACUCUUCCUUGUGCACACGCAAAGAGAAGAGCGUGAAGCGGGGAACCUUGCGCGGCAAACUUGGCCGUCUUGUCGCUGCAUCAUCGCAGCCAAAGCCUAUCCAAUUGCUUCCUCCAAGCUGUCAGCCCAAGGAUACUGUCAGUACCGUGGCCACCGUGAACUUGCGCUUUGAUCCCAUCGCAGACGAGAAACCACCCCGCCUCGGAUCAUUGACCAGCAAGCUCCGCGCAAACACUUUCUUCAGCUCCUCGCCAUGGGAAGAUUUCCCCAGCUCGACUGGCAUGCCUUUUGCCCAAAUCGGCCGUGGUCUGUACAGCGAGAACGUGCACCUCUCCACCUUGUGCGUGGAAUCCGCACAGUGGACCAAGCAAUCAACAGAUCAAUCACUCCGCCGCGAUUCUGACGCUUCUUCCUCUUCAGCUGGAUCAGUAGACUCAGCGGGUCCAUCCUCUGAUUUCAACGGAAACACUUAUUACACCGCAUCAGUCGUCAUUCCAGUCACCCUCCCCAAAGCUAAAGCUUUCGUCCCAACCUUCCACUCCUGUCUCAUGUCCCGUACCUACGCCUUGGAUAUCUCUAUAUCCUAUCAUACACCCGCGACCAAUGUGAUCACACCAACCAUCUCCCUCAGCCUCCCGGUGCAAUUCACCAGCCAAAGCAAAUAUGCCGAGUCUCUCAAGUCAUCUCUCGGUGUGACAGUCACGCAAGAAGAAGUGGAUGAAUUCUUCCACCCUCGCAACGUCACCUCUCUAGCAAAUCUCACUGAUAGUCCGGUCAGGGAUGUUGUUGUGAAUUUGGAGCUCGCCCCACCCGAAUACUCGGAGAGAAUUGGUGCUCCGAUGUCGCGGAGUGUGCGAGCUACCAAUUAG